This is a messenger RNA of Komagataella phaffii GS115, 333 nucleotides long. Its product is annotated as Synaptobrevin homolog 2. The record is from RefSeq and is a predicted model, not a curated record. Gene Ontology annotation, biological process: vesicle-mediated transport; Golgi ribbon formation. Lineage: Eukaryota; Fungi; Ascomycota; Pichiomycetes; Pichiales; Pichiaceae. The coding region runs from base 1 to 333 and encodes 110 amino acids. The transcript has a single exon. Gene Ontology annotation, cellular component: membrane.
AUGUCUUCUUCAGUCCCAUAUGACCCAUAUAUCCCUGCACAGGGCUCCGAAGCGGCCGCCCCUAAGACACAGGACAUCCAGAAUCAGAUCGACGCUACAGUCGGCAUUAUGAAAGACAACAUCAACAAAGUGGCACAACGAGGCGAACGUUUGGAGUCGAUCCAGGACAAAGCUGACAGUCUGGCUGUUAAUGCUCAAGGUUUCAGACGAGGUGCUAACAGGGUGCGUAAACAAAUGUGGUGGAAAGACAUGAAGAUGCGUAUGUGUAUCAUCCUGGGAAUCGUGAUUUUGCUGAUUGUUAUCAUCGUUCCUAUUGUUGUUCAUUUCACAUAA